ACGAGUCACAAGAAGAUGCGCGCGUUUUUGCAGAUAGAGGGAAACUGCGGCGCACGAUUGGUCAGCGCCGCAAACUGGUCGACAUUCGUUCGCGAAAUGUGUCAUGUGACCCGUUCCUCUAUUUAUGCAAACAUCACCGAUCACUCAGACCCCGUAGUCUCGUGGCAAAACAAUAACAAACAACACACGUCGUAACAUCUCCGCGUUUCGACCGAUUUCUCGCGCGAUUCUCCCGCAAGUCGUUCACAAAGACGUUCACGUGCAAGAAAAAGCCCGUAGCACGAGAUUUGCACGAUUAUAAGCGUGCUCGCUUGACGGCGAUCGAGGAUCCUCUCGCUUCCGUGAAACCCGUUCGCCGUCGCGGGCGCCACGCGAGUCGGGUCUACUCCGACGAUUCGGGGGGGAAGAAAAGUGAAACCUACUCUGGCCUCGUCGCGAGAUGCUGUCAGCUACGAAAAAUGCCUACUGACAAGAGACGCGCGAUGUGUGCGUACUGUGUCAACUGUGUGCGCGCGUGGACCAAUAUGUGAUUUUCAAUCUGUGCUGUGCACAUUGUCACUCUCUCCGAACAGGUCAGCUCCCGUUUAAGUAUCGUUUAAGCGGAUUAGGAGACUACAGAGUAGCCGUUCCCUCGUGGCCGAGCCUUUCUAUGCGCGAGGCCACGCGAGGCUGCGAAUCACUGUGAAUCGAUCGAGCGAUACCAGACGUGAACGAGUCAAAAUCAAUCAAAAUUGUAAACGGUGCAAUUCGCUCAGUGAGCGAUAAGCAGCGCGCGUUUCCUCUGUCUCUUUCGUUAUCGUUCCGCUGCGCUGAGACAUUGUCCAGUCGCUGUGCCGUUGUAAUGACGCGUUGUAACGCAUGUAAUAAUACGUAACGACUGUCGUCGCCUGCAACUGCACGAUAUUCGCCUCUGAUACAUACAAAGUCGAACGACGAAUAGAUUGAGUUUGGGACGAUUUGUUUUAUUCAGCAAACUUUUGUGUUCCGUAGACAAACAAUUUCCAGAAGUAUAAUUGUUGACAUUAUUAUAGCGUGUUCGAAGCGCGCGCGAGAACUACGUUCUCUGUUGAUUUUUCGUCAACGCAUUUGUGGCUGAUGGAUGACUCCAAGUACAACGACUUUUCACUAUCUAGCACAAUGGAUAACAUAGUGAAGCAGGAACCUGCCCAGGAGAUGAAUUCAGCGUCGGCAUCUGUGCCGAUACCGGGAGGACACAGAGGUACCACGCGAGGAACUUAUGAUCAGUUCUCACCGUCCCCUCUAGCGAUAUCCUCAGGAUGGGACAUGAGAACUGAGCAAAUGGAAUAUCCUUUUAAAAUGGACCCAGAUCAGAUGGACAUCUCGUUUAAGAUGGAUGAGGAUGACAUAUUUCAGGUGGACACAGCUGAACUUAUUCAAGGUCCCACUCUGGCCGAAUUGAAUGCCAAUGACUUGCUGGAAGAUUUAAAUUUUGAUGAUUUGUUAUUACCCGAAGGAAGAGUACAGCCGAUAAAAAUGGAAUAUGCUGCUCCGUUAACUGGCUCUCUGUUUAGUAGUAGCAUAGGAUUUGCGCCUAGUAGUUUUCCUCAAUCUGGAGUAACUCACCGUAGUUGUCCCACAUAUACAAAUACAUGUGGCUUUAAUUUAAAUAGAAGUUCAAAUAUUGUGGAUAAUGCUGAAGCUGUUAGUCCUACUGCGUUUCCUAGUCCAGGCACUAGUAACAUUGCAGGUAGUUCAACAGCAAGCUCAUCGACUUCACCACAUCCUGUAACUCGGCCCAUUGGCUCAUCUACUUUACACGAGCUACUUAUGAAAAGAGGUGAAAAUCCAUUUAAUCCAGUAUCUAAUCAGGCCGAUAAUAGCUCUACGAUAGGUGGUAAACCUAAAAUUUCGAGAUUGUCUAUGUCUGCACCAACGCAGACAAUGGGACAUUUGGAUCAUAUCUGGGCCCACAGGGAACCACGGCAACAUCUCUUGAGUACUGGUAGCUUGGUAGAGGCAGGAUCGACGAGUAGUCUGAGUACUGGAGGUGCUCUUAGUCCAGAUCCACUAUGUAUUGAUCCUCUUAGUCACGAUGAAGGUUAUGAAGAUAGUGAUGAUGAUAGUGAUCACUAUGAUGACUACAGCAGUGAUAAUGAUACAGGUGGAAGUGACGGCGAGGAACAAAGUAAUAACAGAGUAGGAACAGGAACUACAGAAUUGGGAAAGGAAAGACAUAGUAAGAAAGAAAGAUUUUUCUGGCAAUAUAAUGUUCAAGCUAAGGGACCAAAAGGACAGCGAUUAAUUGCACGAGCGCGUUUGGAAGAUCCACAUGUCUUGAAUGAAGCAACUGAUCCAGUAUUUAGUCCUCAUUGUGCUCUUAGAGGAAUUAAACAUAGUGGAAAGGCACGAAAAGGCGACGGAAAUGAUCUUACACCGAAUCCUCGCAAGCUCCAUAACAUCGGACGAGAACUAGAUAAAUUAAAUCGCAUUAUAAAUGAUAUGACACCUGUUUCAGAAUUACCUUUUCCAGCAAGACCAAAAACGCGUAAAGAAAAAAAUAAAUUAGCUUCACGAGCAUGCCGUUUAAAGAAAAAGGCUCAACAUGAAGCAAAUAAGAUAAAGCUGCAUGGACUUGAAGCAGAACACAGACGUCUUAUACAAGGUAUAUCACAAGCUAAACAUACACUUGCUGCUAAAUUAGCUGAAUCCAAUCCUGACACUCAAGAAGAGCUUACACGACAAAUGGAAAAAUGUUGCAAGCUAGCUACCAAAAUGCGAAUAGCAAAUCAUUCAACAGAUUUUGUGAACAAAGUAUUGGAGAAUAUUAGAGCCGGUAUUCCUGAUGGUGGCAUCGAUAAUUUUUAA
This is a messenger RNA of Atta colombica, 2826 nucleotides long. RefSeq names its product protein CREBRF homolog (gene REPTOR). Gene Ontology annotation, cellular component: nucleus. The transcript is spliced from 5 exons. Lineage: Eukaryota; Metazoa; Arthropoda; Insecta; Hymenoptera; Formicidae. Gene Ontology annotation, molecular function: RNA polymerase II transcription regulatory region sequence-specific DNA binding; DNA-binding transcription factor activity, RNA polymerase II-specific. The record is from RefSeq and is a predicted model, not a curated record. Gene Ontology annotation, biological process: regulation of transcription by RNA polymerase II; response to unfolded protein. Bases 1096 to 2826 code for a protein of 576 amino acids.